AUGGCCUCCUUCGCCAAGCUGCCGCUCGAGCUCGUCGACGCCGUUGCCACCCACCUCGACGCACCCGCCCUCGCCGCCCUCUCAUGCACUUGCCGCGACUUUCACGCCACUGCCGAGCGGCUUCUUUACCGGGACCUCGCCCUGAGUUCCUAUCAACAUAACAUUCGCGCCGUUCUCUCUAUUGUCGCCCGUCCAGAACGUGCCGCCUACGUCCACACCCUCUCCGUCACGCUCGACUCCCAGACACCGGCCCUGCGCAGCUUCUACAUAGCCUUGUCACAGGCGCUUACAGCCAUGACCGCUCUGACCGAGCUCCAACUGCGCGUCGACCCGGGCGCGAGCUGCAUUCUCGACCAGUUGCCGGCCUCAGUAUCCUACCCAUCUCUGCGCAGCUUUGUCACAUCCCUGCCAUUCGACGCUUCCAUGUGUCACUUUCUCGAGCGCACGCCUGGCCUUCUGAACCUGGAAGUGGCGCCAACAGAAGCUGCAGCGCCGCUAGCCCUCCCAACGAGCGCCGUGCGCCAGCUGACCCAUUAUUCGGGGUCUCUCGCAGGGGCCAAGGCUCUCGUAGGGCGGCCGAUUGUCACCCUCCAUUCAUUCGACGGCGAUUUCUCACUCGAGACCUUAUCCGACUUCUCGAAUGCGCCACUUGGCGUGCUCACAGCGAUGACUGCUGCCCAGCUCGUCCCCUUCCUGCAAGCGCUGGCCGCAUAUGCACCCGAGCUGGUCUAUCUUCGCCUCACCGCCGCACUGCCGUUUGGCAGGGACUCGCCAUCUCCCGAUGCCAUGUUCUAUGAACAGGUCGCGAGCGCCCUUGAUGCUCUGACGCAUUUGGUUGACUUCGAGCUCGAAGGCAUGCACUGGCCGUGCCACACGGAAGAAGACUCCACCCGUCGGGUCUGGCAGCGUGUGCCCUCGACUCCCACUCCGUCAACUCCAGUUCUCGAGCACGACGAUCUCUAUUCGGAGCUCGAGUUACUCUACUGA
Molecule: messenger RNA, 987 nt
Organism: Peniophora sp. CBMAI 1063
Lineage: Eukaryota; Fungi; Basidiomycota; Agaricomycetes; Russulales; Peniophoraceae
Source: the annotation of a GenBank genome assembly